AUGAACUAGGAUUGUUAAUUAAGAGCUAGGUUUACCUUUUGGCUAAGUGUUAGCAAAGACUAAAAUGUUGAUAAUUUUAGUGACCAGUUGAAAUAAAUAGCCACAUUCGGAACAGCAAGAGAAUUUUGGUCAAUUUAUUCUUAUAUGGUGAAACCAGAAAAACUACCUUUAGGGGCUUAAUUUUUUUUAUUCCAGGAGUAAAUUCAACCAGUAUGGGAAGACCCAUAAAAUAUGAAUGGUGGUAGAUUGAUACUCAGAGUUAAACGAGGAUUUGAAAAUAGAGUGUGGGAAGAACUUAUUUUACAUUAUUUAAGCGAUGAAAAUCCACAUUUAUAAGGCGUAUGCGGAAUUAUUGCUCACUCUAAAAAGAAUUUUAUUCUAAUCUCAAUUUGGAUUAAAGAUUAGAAUAAAUAUCCCAAAUUAUUAGAAGAAUUAACAAAAUGGAUCAUUAAUUGUCUUGGAUUGUAAAAUAAAAAAGAAUUUGAAUAUAUCGCUCAUCCACAUUAAUAACAACAAGGAGAAACUCAAUGAAAAUUAUAUUUGUCGUAUAUGUGUUAUUUGCAAUCAUAUUUGUUAUUAUUAA
This is a messenger RNA of Paramecium tetraurelia, 583 nucleotides long. RefSeq lists its product as uncharacterized. The record is from RefSeq and is a predicted model, not a curated record. Gene Ontology annotation, molecular function: RNA 7-methylguanosine cap binding; translation initiation factor activity. Gene Ontology annotation, biological process: translational initiation. The transcript has 3 exons. Lineage: Eukaryota; Ciliophora; Oligohymenophorea; Peniculida; Parameciidae. Gene Ontology annotation, cellular component: eukaryotic translation initiation factor 4F complex.